AUGCAGAAUCCUGAGGGCGGAGCCGAAUCGCCGACGUCUGUGGCUUUGCGUCCGACUGCAGCGACCCCAGCACCAGGGCCCCAGCCUGUGCCCACCUCACCGCAGCGGGUGUUGGUCCAGGCCACGGGCUCUGCUCCCAAAGGGGCCCAGAUGCAGCCUGUCUCCCUUCCGAGGGUGCAGCAGGUACCACAGCAGGUCCAGUCUGUGCAGCACGUGUACCCGACCCAGGUGCAGUACGUGGAGGGAGGAGACGCCGUCUACACAAAUGGAGCCAUACGGACGGCCUACGCCUACAACCCCGAGCCCCAGAUGUACGCCCCCAACAGUGCAGCCUCAUACUUCGAGGCCCCAGGCGGCACCCAGGUGACCGUGGCAGCCUCGUCCCCGCCAGCAAUCCCCGCCCACGGCAUGGUGGGCAUCGCCAUGGAUGUCACGGGGACCCCCAUCGUCUCCAGCGCCGGUGCCUAUCUCAUCCACAGCGGGAUGGACAGCGCGAGGCACUCCCUGGCCCACACAUCCCGCUCAUCACCAGCCACGCUUGAAAUGGCGAUUGAAAACCUCCAAAAAAGUGAAGGGAUUACAUCUCACAAAAGCGGUUUACUCAACAGCCAUCUCCAGUGGUUGCUAGACAAUUAUGAAACCGCGGAAGGUGUGAGCCUCCCCCGAAGCUCACUGUACAACCACUACCUUCGCCACUGCCAGGAACACAAGCUAGACCCUGUGAACGCCGCCUCCUUUGGGAAACUGAUCCGCUCCGUGUUCAUGGGCCUGAGAACCCGUCGCCUGGGAACCAGGGGCAACUCCAAGUACCAUUACUACGGGAUCCGCCUGAAGCCUGACUCCCCGCUGAACCGGCUGCAGGACGACACGCAGUACAUGGCCAUGCGACAGCAACCCCUGCACCAGAAGCCCAGGUACCGGCCAGCCCAGAAGACAGACAGCCUCGGGGACAGUGGCUCCAACAGCAGCCUGCACAGCACUCCUGAGCAGGCCAUGGCCGCCCAGAGCCAGCACCACCAACAGUACAUAGACGUCUCCCACGUCUUCCCCGAGUUCCCAGCCCCGGACCUGGGCGGUGUGCUGCUGCAGGGGGACCUCACACUGCGAGACGUCAAAACCCUGCAGCUGGCCUACAGACGGCACUGCGAGGCCACACUGGACGUGGUGAUGAACCUGCAAUUCCACUACGUGGAGAAGCUCUGGUUCUCCUUCUGGAGCACCAGACCCACCUCUGGCGACAGUCCCACCCCCAUACCUGCCAGUGAAGAAGAACAGGAAGGUGCCAUCAUCCCAAAGGACAAGCUCGUUUCUCUGUGCAAAUAUGACCCCAUCCUGAAGUGGAUGCGGAGCUGUGACCACAUCCUGUACCAGGCGCUGGUGGAGACACUCAUCCCCGACGUCCUUCGGCCUGUGCCCAGUACCCUGACACAGGCCAUCCGUAAUUUUGCCAAGAGCUUGGAGGGCUGGUUGACAAAUGCCAUGAGUGACUUUCCCCAACAGGUCAUCCAGACCAAGGUGGGCGUGGUCAGCGCUUUCGCUCAGACUCUGCGCAGAUACACAUCGCUGAACCACCUGGCGCAGGCUGCCCGGGCCGUGCUGCAGAACACAUCCCAGAUCAACCAGAUGCUCAGCGACCUCAACCGCGUGGACUUCGCCAAUGUACAGGAACAAGCCUCGUGGGUGUGCCAGUGUGAGGAGAGCGUGGUACAGCAGCUACAGCAAGACUUCAAACUGACCCUCCAGCAGCAGAGCUCCCUGGACCAGUGGGCCAGCUGGCUGGACAACGUGGUCACCCAGGUCCUCAAACAGCACGCCGGCAGCCCCAGCUUCCCCAAGGCCGCCCGGCAGUUCCUGCUGAAGUGGUCCUUCUACAGCUCCAUGGUAAUCCGGGACCUGACCCUGCGCAGCGCCGCCAGCUUCGGCUCCUUCCACCUCAUCCGCCUGCUCUACGAUGAGUACAUGUUCUACCUGGUGGAACACCGCGUGGCGGAGGCCACUGGGGAGACGCCCAUUGCAGUGAUGGGAGAGUUCAACGACCUGGCCUCCCUGUCGCUGACACUGCUUGACAAAGAGGACAUCGGUGAUGACGGAGGCAGCGAGAUCCACACAGACGCCCACAGCCUGGGCGAGCCGCUGGUGAAGCGCGAGCGCAGUGACCCCAACCACGCCCUGCAGGGCAUCUAG
Chrysochloris asiatica (Cape golden mole) is the source of this 2184-nucleotide messenger RNA. It is a transcript of the gene RFX2, whose product is annotated as regulatory factor X, 2 (influences HLA class II expression). The record is from RefSeq and is a predicted model, not a curated record. Gene Ontology annotation, biological process: regulation of transcription by RNA polymerase II. Gene Ontology annotation, cellular component: nucleus. Bases 1 to 2184 code for a protein of 727 amino acids. The transcript has 17 exons. Lineage: Eukaryota; Metazoa; Chordata; Mammalia; Afrosoricida; Chrysochloridae. Gene Ontology annotation, molecular function: DNA-binding transcription factor activity, RNA polymerase II-specific; RNA polymerase II cis-regulatory region sequence-specific DNA binding.